UUAGCUGUAGUAUCAGCCUCCUUGGGCAAGGCUAACGCCAAAGAAAGAAGAUGUUUACGUUUGCUCAUCGCUGACUUUCCCACGUUUCUUUUGAAAAUGAAAGUAAGCCUCGAUUGUUUUUACCUCUUUCACAGAAGAGUUCCACACAAGUCCAAACUAUCAAGUAAUCAAACACGCUAAGUAGGAGAAAGCCAUGAGCCGACAAGAGUCGAUUUUGAAAUAAAACAACGUGCAUAUUGCUGUGAUUUGCUACAAAUAUGGCAUCCAUAACCCAACAAGUGAAUUACCUUCUGGCCUCUGGGCAGUAUCACACUAUUUUGUCCAUCAUCAAAGGUUUUAGAAAUGGGGCAGUGUAUGGUGCCAAAAUCAGAUUUCCCCAUGCCCUAGUGAUGACUCUCCUUUUCAGAAGAGGAAGUUUUAAAGAAAUGACCCAGGGCAUAUUAGAAGCCACCUUCACACAUUCCAAAAACCUGGCCUGUUUUGUGGUGGCCUAUAAGACCUUAACCAAUAUACUGGCCUGGCUGGAAACCCACGAGAAACAGUACCAGUCCUUUAUAGCGGCCUUUACAGGGGGAUACUUUGUAUUCGGAAAAUACAACAAAGUUAACGAACAGAUCAACCUGUACUUGUUGUCCCGAAUUCUCUACGGCCUUGCCAAGUUAUCAGUAAAGCGUGGGUACAUUCCGGCUCCCAAGGCACCUGUGUUCCCCUGGUUUGCGGCCAUCGUGUGGGGAAUUGUGUUGUGGUUAUUUGAAUAUGAACGGGAUACCCUACAACCUUCUCUGAAGUCCUCUAUGACUUAUCUCUAUCAUGACAGUAAUAGAUGGAAUAGCUUUAAGAAUUUCCUUAUAUAUAACAAAUAAUUAGAUCAGCCUGUUUUAUAAAACUAUUUAAUGCAGAUUAUAAUCAAGUAUAUAUUUUUUUUUCCUAAUUAGGCCUUAUGAUUUUGAUUUUGUUAACUUAUGUUCCAAGUAUUGCAUUUAUAUCCUAGCUGUCCAAUUAAAUCUCAAAAAAAUGUCAUAUGAAACAAAAAAGAAAAAAAAAAGAUAGAGAUGGGUGUAUAAAUUAAGUACUAAACAGUAAGGCUUUAAUUAUCAAUUAUUUGCCAGCAUAUAAUUACCAUGUAUAUUGAAUGUAGGACCAAUUAUAUGAUUACGAUGCUUCAUAAACUUUAUGGUUAAACAUUAUGGAAACAAUUGAACAAUGUUAUAUUUUCAAAUUGAAUCACUUUUAUGUAUUUAUUCCUUCAUAUAUCAGGAGCAGCUUAACAAAAUUUAUUUAUUUAUUAAGUGUGGUUGAGAUUCUUUUACCUUCAACCUGAAAGUCAGUCUGUAAUUAUAUGUACACAUUUACAGUGUAACAUUUCAAAGAUAAUAAUUUCAUGUUUGUAUACAAUUUUUUGUCAACCAUUAUCAGUUAUUUUAAAAAUAUGUACCAAAAAUUUAUUCAUGUAUAUUUAUAUAUUAAUUAAGCUGUCAUUGACUGUAUAAGGUUGUUUGAGGCUUGAUAAGUGUACAUAUAACUCUGAUAUAUUUAAAAUUAAAACAUGUAAUUACAUGCAAUGUUGCUGCAGA
Molecule: messenger RNA, 1574 nt
Organism: Saccostrea cuccullata (small rock oyster)
Lineage: Eukaryota; Metazoa; Mollusca; Bivalvia; Ostreida; Ostreidae
Product: peroxisomal membrane protein 4-like
Exons: 4
Coding region: 258-863 (201 amino acids)
Cellular component (GO): peroxisomal membrane
Source: RefSeq, a predicted model, not a curated record